Lolium perenne is the source of this 2372-nucleotide messenger RNA. RefSeq names its product putative B3 domain-containing protein Os03g0621600. Gene Ontology annotation, molecular function: DNA binding. The record is from RefSeq and is a predicted model, not a curated record. NCBI's taxonomy places the organism in Eukaryota, Viridiplantae, Streptophyta, Magnoliopsida, Poales, Poaceae.
GACCUAGAUUGGACUCUCCCUUACGACUUGGAUCGAUUUUAUUUCUUGGGCGACGGAUUGCCAAACACUUUUCUUCCCUUCUACUACUAGCUAAUUAUUACUACUAGUUACUGGCUUUCCUUUCGCAGAACAGUAGAUACUGCUAAAUAGCGCAGAUGAUUUUCAGCAUCCUUUACUUUUAUCAUGGCUUGAUUUUAGAUCCAGCAACAUGUACGCCGUUUUCUUGUUCAUUACAAGUUGUGCCUGCGUCUUGUUUGGGGGUGAGGGGGAGGGUGCGUCUUCCAUGCUGCGCACAGCGUGCGUUCUCGAUGAGGAGGGAGGUCUGUGGCGAGCGCGCUUGAAGGCGGCGACGGGCAUGCUGCGCACGGCGUGCGCUCUCGAUGAGGUCGACACGCCGGAGAAUGGGCGGUGCGGCGGGGUGGUCGGUUGAGGGUGCGCUUGACGGCGGCGACGGCCGGCACACCAUGUCCGCAUGCGCUCUGGAUCAGGUCGAUGGAGCGUCACGUGUAGCUCUACGACAUGCUGGAGAAUCGGCCGCCGGCGGGGUGGUCGGUACCCGGCAGAGGUGUGCUAAAAAGGAUGCGCACGUCUUGUAAAGCUUGCAAACUGCGGGAUGGGGAUACAUACAGGAAGUUGGAUGAUAAGAAGAAGCAUUUCUUGGUGUUUAUGAUGGGCGAUUUCCGAGAUGCGAUGAUAAUCCCAGAAGAACUUCUGCGGCGUUUCAAAGGCGAGAUCCCAGCAGAGAUCAAGCUAGAAACCCGAAAGGGUGACAGUCACUCUAUUGUGGUUGCCAGGAACCAACAAAAGCAUGUCUUUACAGUUGGUUGGAGACAAUUCGUUGAAAGCUAUGAUCUACAAAUGGGUGAUUCCGUAAUAUUAAAAUACAACGGAAACUCUCAGUUUAAUGUGAUAAUAUUUGAUAAGCUUGGUCAAGAGAAAGCAUUGUCGGUUCUUCUGGAUCCUUUUAUCACUCAGGUCCAAGACAGGCGCAGUGAUGCACAUGAAAUUGGGUUUUGCAUGGCUGUGCCUUCUGAAAGAUGCAAAGGCUAUCUUGAAUAUCACUAUAUGAACUUGGAUGAUGAAAAAAAAUAUUUGUCUAUGCUUAUGAUGGGCGAUUUUCAACACAAGAUGAUCAUCCCAGAAGAAUUUGUUAAGCGUUUCAAGGGCGAGAUUCCAGGAGAGAUCACACUUGAAACAAAAAAUAAUUGCAGUUACAUAAUUGGAGUUGCCAAGCACCAAGAAAAGCUUGUCCUUACAGCUGGAUGGAACAAAUUCAGUCAAACCUUUGGUCUACUGAUGUAUGACACCAUAGUAUUCAGAUAUAAAGGAAACUCCAAGUUUAGUGUCAUAAUCUUUGAUAAAUUUGGUUGUGAGAAUGCAUUGACAGUUGUUGUGGAUCCUUUUCUGUCUCCUCUUCAAGAAAGUCACACAAAUGCUACUGAAACACUGAACCCUUCUAAUAUUCAACCCCAAUCAGCCCAAAUGCAAUCACCUGUUGAAUCCAUGAACACUUCUCAUGUUCUUCUUCAGCCCAUGGAAAUGCAGCCAUCUACUAGCACGGUGAAUGGGCUGCCAAUGGAGUCACCACAACUGGAAAUAAUGCAGCCCCGCCAAAUGGACAAGUCAUGUCAAGGCAACAUGGCCCCAAUAAAUAUUUCCUCUGAAUCAUCUGAAGAAUUUUUUUCGUCUGAAGAUGAAUAUGGAGUACAUGAUGUGCAUGGUUCCAAUUACAUUGUCAAAAAGAAGAGCAAGCUAUCUUCUUUUCAAAAGGAGCAGUUAAAGGGUGGUUACAUUACCACACAUAAGACCAAACUUACUUUGGUUCAGAAGGAGGCGGUGAAGCAGAAGGUGGAAUCUAUACACUCUGAGAUCCCUAUCGUUGUUGCUGUGAUGAGAAAGUCCAGCAUUGAAUCAAGUUUCUUUCUGACAUUCCCUAGCCACUAUGCUAAGGAAUAUCUUGCAGGGGGGCUUCACGUGUAUCUUCAGUAUCACGACGUGACAUGGGACUGCCGGUUUGGUGACACCCGUGGCGAUAAAAAGCUCUCCAUUGGAUGGAAAAAGUUUGCACAAGACAACGAUUUGAAGAUGGGUGAUAUCUGCCUCUUUGAGCUGUUGAGUAAUCAGAAGAGAACCAUGGAGGUCUAUAUCAUCCGUUUAAAUGAUGACAAUUGAUAAGUCAUACUGUUGUUGUUGCCGAGCUUGCUGACGGCGGUAGACUGGGAAUUGUUUGUGUUGGAGGCAGUGCUUUUGUUGUUGGUUAGUGAAUCACUGGUGAAUUUGAAGAGAACCAUGGUGCUUGUUUGUGACUUGCUGGUUAUUGCACUUUUUUUUUAAUAUAUCCGUUAUUACACUUUUGGUGCAAGGUUGAACUA